This is a messenger RNA of Fukomys damarensis (Damara mole-rat), 4936 nucleotides long. RefSeq names its product zinc finger protein 33B. The record is from RefSeq and is a predicted model, not a curated record. Gene Ontology annotation, biological process: negative regulation of transcription by RNA polymerase II. The transcript has 6 exons. Bases 289 to 744 code for a protein of 151 amino acids. NCBI's taxonomy places the organism in Eukaryota, Metazoa, Chordata, Mammalia, Rodentia, Bathyergidae. Gene Ontology annotation, molecular function: DNA-binding transcription repressor activity, RNA polymerase II-specific.
CGGAUCUGGGUUGCUCUUGGUAUCAAAUCGGACCCAAACCUCUGGACGCAAAUCCCGAGAGUGGGACGCGGGAUCUCACGGGAAAGGAAGUCUUGCUGCCAGUGGCCAAACCUGCGCGGGUUCUGCGCAUGCCUCUUGCCGCUGGCCGCCCCCACCUUCCCUUGUUUUCAAUAGGCCUCAGCUGGGAGGCGGUCCUGGGCCGUCCAGCAGCAGCUCUUCCGGGCCCUGCAACACGACCGGUGGUGGAAAGCUCAAGAAUUGUCUAAAUCUUUCGAACAAUAGCACAAAAUGAAUGAGAAAUCCCAGGGAUCAGUAUCAUUUAAAGAUGUGACUGUAGGCUUCACCCAGGAGGAAUGGCAACACCUCGAUAUAAGCCAGAAGUCCCUGUACAGAGAUGUGAUGCUGGAGAACUACAGCCACCUGGUGUCUGUGGGGUAUUGUGUGACAAAGCCAGAAUUGAUCUUCAGGCUGGAGCAAGGAGAAGAGCCAUGGAUGUUGGAGGAAGAAUUCCCAAGGCAGAGCUUUCCAGAAUUUUGGAAAACUGAUAACCUGAAGGAGAGGAGCCAAGAAAACCAACCUAAACAUUUGUGGGGAGUUGUAUUCAUCAGUAGCACAAUGCUGACUAAGGAACAAGAGUAUAACAGCAGAGGAACACCACUGACUUAUUCCUUGUGGCCACCAUUAUCCCAAUACUCAGUUCAGACACUUCAGGAAAGGAAUAAUACAGGCAAUUAUCUGUCUUGAAUGUAGAUGCAGAAUUUUUCCACUACAUAUUAGCCCAUCAAAUUCAACAAUGUAUAAAAAGAAUUAUACACCAUGACUAUAUGGGGUUUAUUGCAGUUGUGUGAGACUGAAUAUCAUAUCAUUAAGCCAAAGACAAACUAUGAACCUUGCAGUAGGUGCAGUAAAAGCAUUUGACAAAACCAGUAAUUACUUGUGAUAAAACCUCUCAACAAACUCAGAGUACAGAGAAAUUUCAACAGGGUACAUAAUUACUACAAGCUACAGUAAAGUCAUAAUGUCUUAAACCCAGAUGCCCUCUGGCUAAGAUGAGGAACAAGGUAAGGAUAUCCCCUUUCACUCCUGCUUUUCAAUAUCGUUAUAAAGGUCAUAGUGAGUGCAGUAAGACAAAGAAAAAAGAAAAGACACUGAGAUUUUGAAGGAGGAAUUGAUUGUUACUUGAUCAGGUACAGCUGCUUACUCCAUGACAGGCUGAUUAAGUCAAGAGACAAGAUGUUGAUGUAAAGUAGGUGUUUUUUUUUUUUUCAAAAACCAUCUAGAGAAAGUAGGGGACUUUAGUCACAGAGCCUAUUUUUCCUGGAAGCUGAUUCAGGUGUGGUUAAUCUAGGCAGUUGAUGGAUGUGCCCAGACUGGCAAGCAUCUCACAGCAGUAGGGGUGGACGAUGCUGCCUAGCCAUGAGAUGCUGCUCAGGUUUUACAGAUCUCAGAGUCAAAGGUCUUUAUUCCCUCAGUCUGUUCCUGUCACCAGUUACAUAUUUCUCAGUGGACAGGUUGGGUGGAGGGAUUGCUUCCCCCAAAGCCCUCUCAGUGGUGGAAGUGAACAAAACCAUCCUGAACGAUCAGCUUCAGUUCCCCAGAUCCCCACCAUCAGAUGUCCAUUCCUCAGUGUGUGACUGCUAGAAUCAGGCAUCCUCCCUCACACGUGUUAGAAAUUCUGGUUUUAUCUCUGAUGUCAGCACCAUGGCCAUCUGUUAACAAUAUUGACUGAAAAAGUCGAUUAGUUUCCCUUUGUCAGUUUUACCUGGGGCUCCUGUUGGGAAAUAUGGCCUCAUAUCCAAAGGAGCCCUACAGCUCCCUUAGUAUUUUUCCUGCUGUGAAGGAGGCUCGGUAUUCACAUUGGAUUCCCUUUUUUCAAACAUACACCUUUGCUGAUAUGUUUGAAGUGAAUCCCUGCCCCAUCCCAGAGUACUGCUCCAUUUGGGAGUAUAAGAAAACAGUUCUCAUCAUGGUUUCCUGAGUGUAGUUCAAGCUGCUCUCAGGAGAAGCACAAUGACUUCACUUAAACAGCUUAUUCCAGGCUCUUCAGGUUGCAGUGCAGUUAACAUUACAUUUGAAACAUGAUUAGUCAAAGGCUGAGAGUACUCUGAAUUUCCAUUCUUUGUGGAAAAAGUGGCCAAACAUUUCCAUGUUCCUGAGCUGCCAACUUUUCAAGCUUUCAUUAUCUUUCCAAAAAUAUAUUAAAAUUUCUACUCCAUUGCAAACUGUCCCAAAUAAAUCCCUAUCUAAUUUUGCUGUUUUUAUAUAUUCAGUUAAAGCAAAACAGAUGUGGAAAAAAAUUGGCUCCAACCAUAAAAAUCUGAGUUAGCACUGAUCAUUUUAUGGUCAUCUGGCUGUAAUGCAUGUUGUGCAGAAGCACUUUGGAUUACCUGGCAUGAAAUAAAUCCAUACACUUAUAACUCUACAAACUUGAGUUACAUCUCAGACACAUAGCAUGCUGAAUCCUCAUAUGUACAAUAUUCCUACAAAAGAUAGAGAUAAGCCAUCAUUUUAAGUUAUUUAUUCUUGUCAAAGCAGAACCCCAGAAUUGGUGUGCUUGAAACGUAGAAAGUAAUGGACAUUGCCUUGUACUUUCAUUUUCAUAUUUAUUUGCAUUAUUUCUGGAGCAUUUGUUACAAAUGCUUUGCAUAGGAAUAUUUUGUUGCUUUACCUUGUGGAAUAUGUGGGUCACCAUAUUCUGACUGUUGAGCACAUUACCUGAGUUCUAACAAGCAAUCAGUUAAAAUGGCACAUGACAAAAAACAUCUUCCUGCAAACCACAAAGAACAUCCAAACUGUGUUAACCAUGCUAGAUCCCAGAUGAUUACUUAUUCGUAACUCUCUUGGCACAGUUUAAAAUAACCCUUGGCUGGAAAACAAACUAUAAACAAGGCAAAAAGAGGGAUGUGAUGAUCAUGGGCAACUGUCCUGUACAACAGCGAAACUAGUAACAAAAAUGAAGGUUCAGCACAAUUUUCCUUAUUGUCAUUGAAGAGAUCUCUUCAUACUUAGAAAAUAGUUAAAAAAAAAGACUUAAGAAUAGACUAGUUCAGUCUGAAGGGAUCACAGUGGACAGUGCUGAUAUAAACUAGACUUCUUUUGCAUAGCUUUUACCAGUUUACUGAGUUCCAAUCAGAGCUGAUACUGAGGCAGUUCCUUCACUGAAAGGACUGGAAUUCUCCACCUCUGGCCUGUGUUGUCCCCUGUAUUCCACCGCCACUCUUCAGGCUUUUCGCAUAUUCUCAGGAGUUCCACCCCCCACCCUUUUUAAAAGGGAAGAAUAUCAUUAUUCCCUAUGAGGGUUCACAUAUAUUCUGCCUCCUCCUGCCUGAGAAUCACAUCACUAAGCUUUCUGGAUCUGGAAACUGGUUCUACCAAUGUUGUGUCUAAAUAAUGUGUUUUAUUGAACCCCAGCAAAGCAGGAAAUGAAUCAAACUCUCGAUCUCCUGUUGGGAGGCUAGAAGGGAUCCCUACGGAAGGAGGCUGAAUGGGUGCUGGUGGCCCCAGUGGGCAUGGGCUGCUGCUGUUGAUGUAGUGGGAGAUGCAUGAUUUCUUAAGUUGAGCACAUAGUCCCUGGGUCUGGUGCUCAAGUCCUGCGGGCCAAGGAUUUAGCUCAGUGCUUUGGUGGCCUGCCUUGUAAGCACAAGGACCUGAGUUCAAUCCCCGGUACAAAAAAAAAAACAAAAAAAAAAACACCUGUGCUUUUGGCCCGGCAACAGUGAACUACCUCUGGCUGGCUGAACUUUCUGCUGAUAGGGAAAACUUUUAUAAAUAGCAAAAGCCUAUAAAGUAUUACAAUAUAAAAUGGCUUCUGCCAUCCCUAACAGCAGUGUGCUUUGUUGAGUUCAGAAUUAACAGACACCGGAGGCAUUAACCACUAAAUGAGGCAUCUGUUCUCAUCCUGCGAUAACAGAGCAUAUCAAAACCCUGGGCGCCGAAGUUCUGUAAACCACAUGAUUGUAAAAGUAUCAAGAUGAAAAGAACCAUUAUUAAUAUUUGCUUUCCUGACCCUGAACACUCCCUUCCUAUAGGCUAGGAUAGAUAGGCUAAUCUUCAAGGUAAACUCCCCGAACCACGAAGAAUUGCUACAUCUGGGUUGAAAGUUAACUGUUUUGUGUCCAUGAUUUGUUUGGUAAUGUGAGAAUAAAAUGUAACCACCUGAAUGAGACCAAGGCUGUAAAACCCUAUAAAAUGAGGUGUUGUAACCCAGUGCGUUGUCGAUCCAGGCAUGACUUAUGUGUGAUUGAUCCUUAUCGAUAAGUAAAUUUAUUAUUUUACUUCCAUUCUUCUGUCUCUCUGUGUGUCAUUUACUGAUUCCUUCCAUAAUAUCGCAGUCCCAGCUACUCUGAGCCUUUGAGUUGAAGUUACCUGCCAUGGCCACCUACACACUGAACCACUGUACCUGCCCUUUCCAGCCCUUUUCUCUGAAACCUAGGAGACCAGCUCCAGUCUUAGCCUCACAGCAAUCACCUGCUUUGCCAAGCAAAAGUGUUCUUUGUUGCAGAUCCAGACUGGUGGCAGGAGCAUCUUGCAGGUGCACUCUUUACAUUUGCACUUGCUACAGUCCUUGUGCCUCUAGAUCUGUAAGCCAAGUCCUGUAAACCAAGUCAUCUCUGCUUGGUAGCUUAAGAUCACUGGCCUUGAUCUCAGAUUGGGGCUGCACUCAAAUUAUUCCAUUACCCCUGGAAGGAAAGGUGAGCUUUUAUUUUUAUCCUUUGCAGCACCAGUUUGGAUAGAUGUUGAAUUUUUCAUCAACUAGUUUAUGUACCCCCCCAAACAAAGAUGCCACUGAUACAACUGGUUAAAAGUCCAGCAACUAUCAGAUCUGCAGUUUGGAACUGCAAAAGCCCAAAAGUGGGGUGUUUACCCGCAUAAACAUUACCUAGUUGGUGGAGAAAGGAAUUACUGAUACAUGCAUUGGAGUGAUUUAGUGAAAAGC